CGGCGGGCGGGCACCGGCCCCGCGGCAGGGCUGGCACCAGAGGCCGCCGGCUCCGCGCCCCGACGCCCGCCUUGGCUGCAGCUCCCAGAGCCGCUGCCCGGCCGGCCCGCGCGGGCCUCCCGGGCCAUGGCCGCGGCCUCCUCCCCGCCCCGGGCCGAGAGGAAGCGCUGGGGCUGGGGCCGCCUGCCGGGCGCGCGGAGGGGCAGCGCGGGCCCGGCCAGGAAGGCGCCCUUCUCGCUGGAGCUGGCGGAGGAGCGCCCGGCGGGGGGCGCGUUCUAUGCACCCGGCGCGCCGCCCGCCGCCGACCUGGGCCCGCGGCCGCCCGUGAGCCUCGACCCGCGCGUCUCCAUCUACAGCGCGCGCCGCCCGCUGCUCGCGCGCACCCACGUCCAGGGCCGCGUCUACAACUUCCUCGAGCGCCCGACCGGCUGGAAGUGCUUCGUCUACCACUUCGCCGUCUUCCUCAUCGUGCUGGUCUGCCUCAUCUUCAGCGUGCUGUCCACCAUUGAGCAGUACGUCGCCCUGGCCACGGGGACCCUCUUCUGGAUGGAGAUCGUGCUGGUCGUGUUCUUCGGGACGGAGUAUGUGGUCCGCCUCUGGUCAGCCGGCUGCCGGAGCAAGUACGUGGGCGUCUGGGGGCGGCUGCGCUUCGCCCGGAAGCCCAUUUCCAUCAUCGACCUCAUCGUGGUCGUGGCCUCCAUGGUGGUCCUCUGCGUGGGCUCCAAGGGGCAGGUGUUCGCCACCUCGGCCAUCAGGGGCAUCCGCUUCCUCCAGAUCCUGCGGAUGCUGCACGUGGACCGCCAGGGCGGCACCUGGAGGCUGCUGGGCUCCGUGGUCUUCAUCCACCGCCAGGAGCUGAUCACCACCCUGUACAUCGGCUUCCUGGGCCUCAUCUUCUCCUCCUACUUCGUCUACUUGGCCGAGAAGGACGCCGUGAACGAGGCGGGCCGCGUGGAGUUCGGCAGCUACGCCGACGCCCUGUGGUGGGGAGUGGUCACGGUCACCACCAUCGGCUACGGGGACAAGGUGCCCCAGACGUGGGUUGGGAAGACCAUCGCCUCCUGCUUCUCCGUCUUUGCCAUCUCCUUCUUCGCGCUCCCAGCGGGGAUCCUCGGCUCCGGGUUCGCCCUGAAGGUGCAGCAGAAGCAGAGGCAGAAGCACUUCAACCGGCAGAUCCCGGCGGCGGCCUCGCUCAUCCAGACGGCGUGGAGGUGCUACGCGGCCGAGAACCCCGAUUCCGCCACCUGGAAGAUCUACGUGCGGAAGCCGCCCCGCGGCCACAUGCUGCUCUCCCCCAGCCCCCGGCCCAAGAAGUCGGCCAUGGUAAAGAAGAAAAAGUUCAAACUGGACAAGGACAACGGGGUGAGUCCGGGAGAGAAGACGUUCGCGAUCCCUCACAUCACGUGCGACCCGGCUUCGGAGGAGCGGCGGCUGGACCCCUUCUCCGCCGACGGCUACGACAGCGCCGUGAAGAAGAGCCCCACGCUGCUGGAGGUGAGCACGCCCCAGUUCACCAGGACCAACAGCUUCGCCGAGGACCUGGACCUGGAAGGGGAGACCCUGCUGGUCCCCAUCACCCACGUGUCGCAGCUGCGGGAGCACCACCGCGCCACCAUCAGGGUCAUCCGCCGCAUGCAGUACUUCGUGGCCAAGAAGAAGUUCCAGCAAGCCCGGAAGCCCUACGACGUGCGGGACGUCAUCGAGCAGUACUCCCAGGGCCACCUCAACCUCAUGGUGCGCAUCAAGGAGCUGCAGAGAAGGCUGGACCAGUCCAUCGGGAAGCCCUCCCUCUUCAUCUCCGUCUCAGAAAAGAGCAAGGACCGGGGCAGCAACACCAUCGGCGCCCGCCUGAACCGCGUGGAAGACAAGGUGACGCAGCUGGACCAGAGGCUGGUGCUCAUCACAGACCUGCUCCAGCAGCUCCUCUCCCUGCACCAGGGCGGCCCCCCGGGCGGCCGGCCCCCCGGCGGAGGCGGGGCCCACGUGCAGCCCGGCCGGGGCCCCCUGGACCCCCAGCUCUUCCUGCCCAGCAACGCCCUGCCCACCUACGAACAGCUGACCGUGCCCCGCAGGAGCCCCGACGAAGGGUCCUGAUGGGGGCCUGGGGCCUGAGCGGGGAGGCCCGGAGGACCCCCCCACGGCCUGCCCCACCUCCCACGCAGCAGGGGCACCCGGCCGGCCACCUCCUGGGAAGUCCCGUGGGCAGCCCCUCUCUCCCAGGCCCUGGACACCCUGUGACCACGCU
Messenger RNA from Myotis myotis, 2245 nucleotides. RefSeq names its product potassium voltage-gated channel subfamily Q member 1 (gene KCNQ1). The transcript has 16 exons. Gene Ontology annotation, biological process: transmembrane transport; potassium ion transport. Gene Ontology annotation, molecular function: voltage-gated potassium channel activity. Lineage: Eukaryota; Metazoa; Chordata; Mammalia; Chiroptera; Vespertilionidae. Gene Ontology annotation, cellular component: voltage-gated potassium channel complex; membrane. The coding region runs from base 127 to 2094 and encodes 655 amino acids. The record is from RefSeq and is a predicted model, not a curated record.